UUUUUUCGGUGUACGAUUUGUAAAUAGUGAUUUUUUUUACUUUUUAUUUUCACCCACAAGGCGCGUACUGGACUCCAAUCCCUGAGAUGAUGGAGACAGCAGCGUUAGUGGCGCCCAUCACUGCUCUGGAGUUCCUUCAGGAUUCACUUCUAUUGGCUGGUGAGGGUCCAGUGUUGACGGCAUACAGUCUUCAGCCUAAACCUAAAGCAUGUAUGUCAAGGGCUGUGCUCCAACAUUACCGCAUCCACGGGAUAAGACCACGAAUCUCGUCAACGCCACAAAGCUCUGAUACCGAAACCAAUGGUCUUAUCUCCACUGACCUCGCUGUGUUUGGUGGGAAAGCUGUCCGACUGCUGAGACUCUGUUGGGAUGUCUCUGCCGUGCAGCAUCCACACGUGGAUAUACUGGGCCCCCUCGUGGAGCUACAAGACUGGGCCCUGGAUGUCCGCUGGCUAUGUGACAGCAAACAGCCUCUCCUGUGUGUGGCUGUAGCCCAUAAUGCUGCUCUGCUCCUGGACAUGGACACAGGAAGUGCCUUGGCUCAGUGCUCCUGUCUGGAAAGCUGUCUGCUGUACUCUGCCCUGCUCGUAGUGCACACAUGUUGGCAUGACACCAUCCUGGUUGGAGGGACUGUUUUCAACCAGCUGGUUCUCUGGAAGCCUGGCAGUCAAGAAAGUGAGCACAAAGGUCAAGUUGAAAGACGUCUGCUGGGACACAGCGGCGUGAUCUUCAGCAUCUCUUACCUGCAGGAGAAAGGAUGGCUGGCCUCAGCUUCGGAUGACCGCAGUGUGAGGGUGUGGGCUGUGGGAACUUUAGGGGGCGUAGGAGGGAGCUGUGGAGACCUGAACGCGACUUGUUUACGAGUCCUUUUUGGACACCAGGCAAGGGUAUUCUCUGUGCGUCUGUCCCAGAGGAGAGUGUUUAGCGCGGGAGAAGACGGAGCCUGCUUAGUGUGGGACUUGGCGGGAGGCGGGACAGUGGUUCGCACCUUGAAAGGGCACAGAGCAGGCGGGAUUCGGGCGCUCGCCGUCGCGGAAAGAUGGGUGGCAACUGGGGGAGCGGAUGGAGGGGUUAGAUUGUGGAAUGUGGAGGAAACUGACGGUGGAGAAAUGCUGCAAGCAGAGAAGACGACUGAUCUGGAAUUUUCCGGUGAAGGUUCACCUAAAGUUGUUUGUCUUCUCGAGGACGAGGAUGAUGACACAAAGUGGAGUAAGUGUAAGAUGGCGGUUUGUACUGACCAAGGAGUCGUUUACCAGUAUGGCGAUGGCGACUGGGAGUUGCUAUGGCGAGGAACUCCUGUGUUUCAAUCCUACUGUGUGAUGGAGACAAUCUCUGUUCCGGUGAAAGACUCAAGAAUAAGAGUUAAUUUAUGUGCUGUCGGCAGUCUCAAUGGAGCCUUAACGGUCUUUUUGAGCACUCAACCUCAGAAUGGCGUUCUCCUUCAAGCUGGUUCAGGCAAGAUCCACAGUCUUACCUGGCAAACCAGCGAUAAAGACACGUAUUUGCUGGCGUCCGGUGCCGAGGGACGCGUCUAUCGCUGGUGUGUUGAUGUCACAACGAGCAGAAAUGGAGACCAUAGUUCUUUGGUUCUUGGGGUAAAUCAUCUCCCUUCGUUUGUGCUACCGCCAUGUGCCAAACGAUGGCUGACGGCCGCAGUGCGACUCCAUUCCCAGGCACAGGGGGCGCUGUGGGUGUGCGGGGACAGAAGAGGGUCCCUGCUUUUGUUUCAGGACAGAAAAACUGACAUAAUAAGCGAAGGUUUGACGGCGUUAAGCUGCUUGUUUGGUGUCCACGGUAAACAGGGAGUAACGUCCGUGUGCGAGUAUGAUGGACUUCUGUACAGCACUGGGAGGGAUGGUUGUGUGCGUGUUUUUAGGGUGCAGCAAAUACCUCAAGAAGCACAUGAAGGAAGUGGUCAAGUCGGCAUUCAGCUGCAGGUUCUGAGAGUCCAACGAGCCUGCAAAGGUAUGGAGUGGUUAGAGAAGGUUCUGAUUAUGAAACCGACAAACGCUGAGGAAGAUAAAUUCAUAAGUGAAAGUGAAAACCAAAAUAGGACACAAGAGUGUCUGGUAGAAAAGCCAGAAGAUGGCAGAGAGUUGAAGAGGGAGGAUAAGGGAAGAGAAGCCCGCUUUGUCAUCUUCGGCUUCCACGCUUCCCAUUUUGUGGUUUGGGACCCGGUGAAACGAGAAAGGCUGCUGGCAGUGCCUUGCGGUGGUGGACAUCGCUCCUGGAGUGUCUGGCCGACCCGCAAAGAGAUCUGGCCCGGGUACGCUGCUCUGGUCUUCAUCAAGCAGGGCUCGGUCCUGGCUUCAGAGCCUCCAGGGGAGCCGCCGAGCUGGGUCGCAGCCAGGACUGAAGGCUGGAGCCUGAGAGAGGGCAUCCAUGGGAGGGGGAUUGGUUGCGUUUGCAGGCUGGGGAGCGUAAAGGAGUGGGAGAUAAUCGUGACGGGCGGUGAGGACACCAGCGUGACCGUCCUGGCCGUGCACCCCGACUCCGGCAGCGUCAAAGUCCUCUCCGUUAUCACAGACCACAUCUCGAGCGUCCGCACCAUGGCAGCGCUCGCUCAUCAGUCGCAGUCCCUCACCGCGUUGCUGGUGUCAGCCAGCGGGCGAGCUCAAAUGCAGUGUUACCGGCUGUACUUCGUUUGGGACGAGCAGACUCUGUCGCCGUCCUGCCAGGUGGUGCAAGUGGCCCGUCACCGAUUGGACGAGCACUGGGAGAAGAGGCGGAACAGACACAAGAUGGUGAAAAUGGACCCAGAAACAAGAUACAUGUCGAUGUCCAUGGUGGAUCACAACCACGCCUGUGUUCUUGUGGUUCUUGCAUGCAGUGACGGUGCAGUCAGAUUGUUCUCAGUCAGUGAAGCCAAACACCAAAUAGAUUUGUUAUGGGAGACCUUUCACCACCAGCGAUGUGUGCUCAGUGUCGCCACCUGUAGCCUGGAGGAUGGAAAAGGGAACAGUUAUGUGCUCCUGUUCAGUGCAGCAACAGAUGGACAAAUCGCCGUGUGGGACGUGACCCGAACAAGCUCGUCUUCAUCCUGUGGCUCUUCAAGUGGUUCUCCGACUCCACCAACCCCCUGCCUCAUCAUCGCCGCCCACCAGAGCGGCGUCAACUCAUUGGCUGUCUGGGCGGGCACAGACCAAGAUGGCGGUUGCCUGGUAACUGUUUCCAGCGGAGGGGAUGACGGGCAGCUGACAGCUUUCAUCAUCAGGGUGCAGUACCCACAAGAGGAUGACAGGACUGGGGGAUGUACCCCUCUUUGUCUUCAUCUCAUCUCCCAGUGGAAUGUGCCUCUGGCCCACGCUGCACCUCUGACCUCCCUGAAGUUCCUAAAACCUGACCUGAUAGUCACGGCCUCCUGCGAUCAGAGGAUUUGUAUGUGGAAGCUCUGCAGCACCGGCAUCAGCCACAGCGGGGCGCUGUUCUCCCAUGUUGCUGAUGCUGCAGGGCUGGCAGUGUGGGAGAAGCAGGAAAAUGAUCAAAAAAGUAAGAUUGUCCUUUGUGGAAGGAUGGAGAGUCAGACAUGCCUAGAAGGAGAUGAGUUGGAGACGGCUGGUGGGCGGGGCUUGAAGAAGCAGGAAGUAACGAAUGAAGCAACCAGGAAGACAGUGGGAUCAAUUUGGACGAUUAACGAAGAAAACACUGAAGUUGCUUCCUGGGAGGAAAAGAAAGCGAUGGGAGAAAGGACGGGAUGGGUGCUGGUCUGUGGUCAAGGCCUCCAGCUGCUGAAAGUUACAAAUAAACAUCAUGGACUCGUACAAAAUGAGGAAAAGCGUGAAGCAUGUAGCUUUACUUUAAGUGAAUAGAAGUUAAGUUAAAGUUAAAGUACCAAUGAUUGUCACACACAUACAAGGUGUGGUGAAAUGUGUCCUCCGCAUUUGACCCAUCCCCUUGUUCACCCCCGGGGAUGUGAGGGGAGCAGUGAGCAGCAGCGGUGGCCGCGCCCGGGAGUGAUACAAUUUUUUUU
Molecule: messenger RNA, 3970 nt
Organism: Nerophis lumbriciformis (worm pipefish)
Lineage: Eukaryota; Metazoa; Chordata; Actinopteri; Syngnathiformes; Syngnathidae
Gene: wdr6
Product: WD repeat domain 6
Biological process (GO): tRNA methylation
Cellular component (GO): cytoplasm
Molecular function (GO): protein binding
Source: RefSeq, a predicted model, not a curated record